AGUGUGCAUUUAAAUCGCGUGGAGGGUCGACGCUUUUGAAAUACAGUGUUCUGAAUAAAUAUAUAUAUUUUUAAUUGGAAUCGAAGUUACAUACAUACAUACAUAUAGAGAUAUACUAAAUAUUAGGUUGUAACGAAAAUGAAAUCCUUAAGGAAUAUAGCUGUUUCACUUGCAUUAACUUGGUGUGUUUUCGGUGCAGUUUCUGCGGAGAGUUAUGGAGCGUGCCAAACGCCAAACGGCGCACUCGGCGAAUGUAUGUUAAUACAGAAAUGCCCCGAACUUAAUGACAUGGUUAAACCCAAUUUAGAAGAAGCGGAAAUGGUAUUUUUAAGACGGAGUAGAUGUGGAGACCUUGGCAAAAGUAUUCUGGUUUGCUGCCCAAGGUCUCAACAAGCUCGUAUCAAUAUUUUGGAAGAAAAGCCAGAUGACUGCGAAACUCCGAAUGGCAAAAAAGGUCGUUGCAUUUCUAUUCUUGAAUGUGGUUCCUUAUUAUCUUUAGUCAAAGAAGAUUUAUCGGCAAAUGAAAGAGAUUUCUUAACCAAAAGCGUAUGUAAAGAGGGAAAACGACAGGUGUGCUGUCCCGACCCACUGACGAAAAAUCGUGGAGAAUUACAUUUGCCCCCGAAUUGUGGAAAAACUUCGUUAACUGGGCGCAUUUAUGGUGGAACCGCGGCGGAUAUUGAUGAAUUUCCAUGGACGGCUUUACUUAUAUACACGCAAGAUGUGCAAUUGAAAUACUCCUUAUAUUUUGUCAAACAUUAGAAGCGUUACUUAAUACAAGGUGAAUAAAGUGAAUAUGGUGCUAUUUGAGUAAUAAUAUGUAUAAUCGAUUUUUAGUAGGUAUAUAAUUUAUAUUGUGGAACAUCACAAGCUGCACUCUAGCCCAGCCCCAAUUUUGACUUUCACACGCUAAAAAGUCCUACAGUGAAAUUUCAAAGCAAUUCGAAUGUUAAAAAAAGUCUUUGAUGUCUUAAAGGACAUGCAAAAUUUUAAACCACCGUUGUUAAUGUUGAACGUAAAUAGACCCCGGAAAGUUCAGUAGAGAUAGACCUCAAAAUAGCUAUCUUCUUCCGAAGAGACCCAAAAAAAGUUUAACUGGCAUUUAAAGAAAAAUUCAAGACGUAUUUAAGUCUAGAUAUCCAAGAGAGCAAAUGCCCGGCGUUUGAUAGAAUAUUGUUUGCUUUAUAGAGAAAAACGCAGGACGCCCCUUCUAACUAGAAUUCAACGAAAACGACGUGUAGAUUUUGUAGUGUCCCAUUGAUUUUGGACUGCAAUUCAUUUGGAGAGAUUAAUACACAGGCUUAGUGAUCGAUAUUAUUUUUGAUUACCAAGAAAUUAACAGUACUACUCUCACUAUGUUUCACGCGUAUAUGGUGGUCGAUGUGUUUUCUGGUAUAGCGUUAGUCCUUACAAUCGAUGGAAUUUUAAAUAAGGAAAAAUUCGUAAGUAUACUAAAGAAUGUUAUUUUGUCGGGGGUUGAGAAAAAUUUGACUGUUUUGAGGAAAUUUCAAGGAAUAACAACCCAAACCUCAUGCCAAAGUCACAGAUAAUGUUUUGAAUGAAAAUUUCAUCAAUGUUUUGUCAUAGCAACCAUUUUGUUCUGACUUUAACGCACUAGAACAUCUCUGAGGAGACAUUAAAGAGCCGUCAUUGGAGAAUAUUGAUGUCUUUUUUGAUAAAAUAAGAACGACAUGGGAAUCAGUAUAAGUGAAGCGUUGUGGUAAGUUUAUUAUAUCAAGACGCAAUCGAUAUACGGCAGUGUAAAAGUGUUAUACAACCAAAUAUUAAUUAAAAAAUUAAUGUACAUAUAUUUUCUAUUAUCAUUGUGUUUAUCUCAAAAUAUAUCUUCGUUUCCAAUUAGUAGUCUCACUCAAAUCGAGGAUUUCACAUGUUUUUGUAAAAAACAAAAAUAUUGAAACAUGAAUUUUGAAUAAUUUGUUUUGUUUUGAAAUUGUCCAUAUGUUUAAACAAAAUUAACGAAAAAAAAUUUUGGUUAUAUGAGCGUUUUAGUGUAAAAAGAUUAUAUACAGUAGUUUCCCGAAAUAACGAACACAUAAAUUGUCAGGCCUGUUCGCUAUAUCGAAUUUUUCGUUAAUUCGAGUACUCACUUAGAGGUAUUUUUAUCACUAAAAAUGAGUUAUAUAUCCGUAAAUUGCAGUUUAAUAAAUUGUUUUAUUAAUUAUUUGUUAAAAAAUUAAAAACCAUAACAAAACAAUUCAAACCCAAUAAAUUCUUCCAAAAUGGACCAAUUCUGACACUCACACUACUAUUUGGUGCUGAUCAAUAAUUUACAGUUUUUUAUAAAAUUCAACCUUUUUUUCAAUUUGUACAUUUCUUUUGAAUUUUUUUCCAGUUUUAUUUUUAAUUCUGGUUCGAUGUUAUUUGAUUUUUUCCUCUUUCUUCACAUGUAUGUCUUCUUCAUGUUGUUCGUUAAACCGAGUACUUACAAAUCCCCGAUGUUCGUUAUUUAAGGUACUCAAUGUAACAAAUUUGCUUGUUCGUUAUAAGCGGUUUUCGUUAAAACGAAUAUUCGUUAUUUCGGAAAACUACUGUAUAUUAUAUUAAGUUUCUUUGCUAAUUAGCUGUAUAAAUUAAGCAUCAACAUGCACAAAUACUGUAUUUCUAGUGUGGCAUCACCCAUCUUAAAAUCACUGAAAUCGGUCUAUAACAUUUCAAAGCCCCAGAUACCGAACAUGAGGACCUCGGUGUUGGUGACCUAUUUUGUACCAUGUAUAGUCGCAGCAGUGCAACUAUUCGAAUAAUCGUAAUAGAACGUGGUAUUAAUCUGUUAAUAUUCAUACGAACAGUUACAAACCGGAUAUUCGAAUAAUCGGUUUUAAGGUUAUUACAAUAAUUUUGAGAACCCUACUUUUUAUGUGUAUAUACCGUAUAUAUCAGUUAAUAUGUAAAAUAUCUUAGCAAAAUUAUGUGAACGUAUACAUAUCUCGGAUAUGAUGUAGGUGGUUGGUUAAAAUGAGUAAAAACGUCUAGGAAUUAUCACAGCCCCAUAUACCAUAUAUAGUGAUUCUAGUCAAUCCAGUGGACUUUAUGCCAAAUAUAUGGGUCGAAUUGUGUGUUACUUUAAUAACAAUAAAUAUAUGUACAUAUGUCUUGCGAGCGUAUAAAAUGUUCGAACUUAGGCUUACAAAGAUGAUAAAGGUUGACCCGAUGAAAGUUCUGGUGUAACCGAAUAUUUUAUACUCUCGCAAUUACUUUAUUUAAUUUUAUUAAUAUAAAAAAUGGGGAUGGGGUCAUAUGUAGAAGUUCACGCAAGUGAGGAAAGUUUCUGAUUGCCAUUCACAUGGGAGUGGCCAGGAACGAUUCUUUUGCAUAAGACUCGAGCAGCUCACGACUUCCGGUUUUAGACCAAGUAUCCCCUGGGUAGCUAACAGACAUCCGUUUGGAGGCGAGCUAAAGUGAGAAGGCGAAGCCCGCUUGUGCGGUUGUGCGUAGGGCUUGGGACCCACCACAUAAAAAAAUCUCCCCAAUGAAAACAAACACCGAGCCUCGGAUGAGAAACCCCCCUUUUGAUGACGACCCCUGCAAACGUACUAAGGAUCGUGAUUUGAGGGCAUGCACCUGGAAUGUCCGGACUCUUAAUUGGGAAGGUGCCUCUGCCCAGCUGGUUGAUGUCCUCAUACAACUAAAGGCUGACAUCACCGCCGUCCAAGAAGUGCGAUGGACGGGACAAGGACGGAAGAAAGUGGGUCCUUGUGACAUCUACUACAGCGGCCAUAUAAAGGAGCGCAAAUUUGGUGUUGGAUUUGUGGUGGGAGAGAGACUACGUCGCCGAGUCCUGGCAUUCACCCCGGUGGAUGAACGUCUUGCCACAAUCCGCAUCAAAGCGAGGUUCUUCAACAUAUCGCUGAUUUGCGCCCACGCCCCAACGGAAGAGAAGGACGAAGGACGAAGGAGAAAGUCGUGCUUGGCGAUUUUAACGCCAGGGUGGGUAAAGAAGGUGUCUUUGGCACAACAGUCGGAAAAUUCAGCCUCCAUGACGAAACAUCGCCAAACGGCCUGAGGCUGAUCGACUUCGCUGGGGCCCGAAAUAUGGUUGUCUGUAGUACCAGAUUCCAGCAUAAAAAAAUUCAUCAAGCAACGUGGCUGUCCCCUGAUCGAAACACGCGCAAUCAAAUCGAUCACGUUGUGAUACACGGAAGACAUGUCUCCAGUGUUUUAGACGUGCGUACGCUCCGAGGACCAAACAUUGACUCGGACCAUUAUCUAGUAGCAAAAGAUACGCACUCGCCUCUGUGCAGCAAAGAACGCCCGUCAACAAACACAAGGAAGGUUCGACGUCGAAAAGCUGCAAUCUGCUGAAGAGGGAAGCGAGACGCAUUUGCAGACGUAAAAAGAAAGAGGCCGAAAUGCGUGAGUAUGAAAAGCUUGAAAAGCUGGCCGACAUGGGUAAUGCUCGAAAAUUUUAUGAAAAGAUGAGGCGAUUAACAGAAGGUUUCAAGACCGGAGCAUUAUCAUGUAGGGACCGAGAAGGUAAUCUGGUAGCGGAUGUCCAGAGCACACUGGGAUUAUGGAGGGAACACUUCUCCGACCUGCUCAAUGGCAGUGAAAGUACAACACCAGGAGAUGGCGAACCCGAUUCCCCAACCGAUGACGAUGGAGAAUUCGAAUAGCAAUUACCCGCUUGAAGAACAACAAACCGGCGGGGGCCGAUGGAUUACCGGCCGAGCUAUUCAAAUACGGCGGCGAAGAACUGAUAAGGUGCAUGCAUCAGCUUCUUUGUAGAAUAUGGUCGGAAGAAAGCAUGCCUGACGAUUGGAAUCUUAGUGUGCUCUGCUCAAUCCAUAAGAAGGGAGACCCCACAAUCUGCGCCAACUACCGUGGUAUAAGUCUCCUCAAUAUCGCAUAUAAGGUUUUGUCGAGCUUAUUGUGUGAAAGACUAAAGCCCACCGUCAACGAACUGAUUGGACAUUAUCAGUGUGGCUUUAGACCUGGAAAAUCCACAAUGGACCAGAUAUUCACCAUGCGCCAAAUCUUGGAAAAGACCCGAGAGAGAAGAAUCGAUACUCACCAUCUUUUUAUCGAUUUUAAAGCUGCCUUCGAUAGCACGAAAAGGAGCUGCCUUUAUGCCGCGAUGUCUGAAUUUGGUAUCCCUGCAAAACUAACAAAACUAACUAACGUUGAGCAACACCAAAAGCUCCGUCAGGAUCGGGAAGGACCUCUCCGAGCCGUUUGAUACCAAACGAGGCUUCAUACAGGGUGACUCACUAUCGUGCGACUUCUUCAAUCUAUUGCUGGAAAAAAUAAUACGAGCUGCAGAACUAAAUAGAGAGGGUACAAUCUUCUACAAGAGUGUACAGCUCCUGGCGUAUGCCGAUGAUAUUGAUAUCAUCGGAAGCAACAACCGCGCCGUUUGUUCUGCGUUUUCCAGACUAGAUAAAGAAGCGAAGCGUAUGGGUCUGGUGGUGAAUGAGGACAAGACGAAAUAUCUCCUGUCAUCAAACAAACAGUCAGCGCACUCGCGCCUUGGCUCCCACGUCACUGUUGACAGUCAUAACUUUGAAGUUGUAGAUAAUUUCGUUUAUCUGGGAACCAGCAUUAACAACACCAACAAUGUCAGCCUUGAAAUCCAACGCAGAAUCACUCUUGCCAACAGGUGCUACUUUGGACUGGGUAGGCAAUUGAAAAGUAAAGUCCUCUCUCGACGAACCAAAAUCAAACUCUAUAAGUCGCUCAUUAUUCCCGUCCUGAUGUAUGGCGCUGAAGCGUGGACGAUGACAACAUCCGAUGAGACGACUCUUGGGGUUUUCGAGAGAAAGGUUUUGCGCAAGAUUUUUGGUCCUCUAAACAUUGGCAACGGCGAAUACCGCAGACGAUGGAACGAUGAGCUGUACGAUUUAUACGACGACAUUGACAUAGUUCAGCGAAUAAAAAGACAGCGGCUACGCUGGCUAGGUCAUGUUGUACGGAUGGAAGAAAACACUCCAGCUCUGAAAGUAUUCGAUGCAGUACCCGCUGGAGGAAGCCGCGGAAGAGGACGACCUCCACUCCGGUGGAAAGACCAAGUGCAAAGUGACCUGGCUUCACUUGGUGUUUCCAGUUGGCGCCAAAAAGCAAAAAGGAGGAAUGAGUGGCGCGCUCUGGUGGAUUCGGCUAUAAUCGCUUAAAGCGGUUCCUAAGCCAAAUAUAUAUAUAUAUAAUAUAAAAAACACAAUUUGGUAUAUACAUACAGUGGCGAGCAAUACUGGUCGGAUUUUUGCCAAAUUCCAACAUAUAGUGCUAUAAAAAAGUAAAUACCAAUACGAUUUGUUUAAAAUUUUGGAUUUUAAAUCAUUAUUUAUUUCUUUAAAUGUAAUGCAAUGUAAAAUAUUAGAAAAGGAAACAAAAACCAAUAAUUUCAUAGGAAAACCAUCAAAAACUCAUGCGUCCAGUUAUGCACGCCAACCUCAGUAUACUUUGAUUUUUGAAUUGCCGUUAUUUUUUGGAAAAAUUUAAUGAGUUUUACAGCCGGUUUCACGAAAUUUUUUAAUUGAAAAUUAAGUUGCAUUUAAUUUUUAUUUUUAUUUAACUUUGCACUUAAGUUUCCUACGUUUCACCAUUAUUGACAUUUGGCAUCCAAAAAAUUAAAAGGCAGGGAUGUUAGUAAGAAUAACAGCUGAUUUAUGUAAACAAAUAAAUUGUAUUUCUUUGUCAAAAUGGUAAACAAAUGGGAAUUCAGCUGAUAGAAAAGCGUAACCAUGGUUACAUAUGACAGUAUUUAAAUAAUAUUUAAAUGGCAAAGCGUGACCAUUUAAAUAAAAAUUAAGUGAAAUGGUGAAACUGAAAUUAAUUAUUAUACUUUCGCAACAUGUUGCACAGAGUAUCAUAGUUUUGUUCACAUAACGGUUGUUUGUGUCACCAAGUAAUAAAAGAGUUAGAUAUGGAGUUAUAUAUGUAUAUAUAAAUGAUGAGGAUGACGAGUGGAUUUGAAAUCCGGAUGUCUGUCCGUCCGUCUGUCCGUCUGUCCGUGCAAGCGAUAACUUGAGUAAAAAUUAAGAUAUCUUAAUGAAACUUGGAACACAUAUUCCUUGGCACCCUGAGCACCAAAAUCGGUCCACCGCCACGCCCACAAUAUGGUGAAAUUUUUUUGGAGAAGUGGGCGUGGCCUUCCCACAAAUAGGUUUUUUGUAUUUAUCUCGCAAAUCAAUAAAGCUAUAUAAGGCAAACUUUCUGCGGUCGUUUCUUUUAGCCACUUCUUAAUGCAGUCAGUGAAAGAAAUCGGAUAAUAACCACGCCCACCUCCCAUACAAAGGUUAGGUUGAAAAUUACAAAAAGUGGGUUAACGCGCUAAGGAAAAAUGUCAGAAACACUAAAUUUCACAUAAGCAAUGGCAGAUAGAAGCUGCACUCAGAUUUUUUUACAAAAUGGGAAAUGGGCGUGGCAUCGCCCACUUAUGGGUCAAAAACCAUAUCUCAGGAACUACUCGACCGAUUUCAAUGAAACUUGGUUUGUAAUAGUUUCCUUGCAUCCCAAUGAUAUUUUGUAAAACUAGGCCAAAUGGGUUCACAACGACGCCUACUUCCUAUAUACCAGAACUUUGAAUACGAUCUGAAUCGUUUACUUUACAAUAUAUAAAGUAAGCACUAGUGAAUAUAUCGGUGCAGAACUUUGCACAAAUACUACGUUUAUAGUGCACCGUAUAUUGAACAUGAGGAACUCGGUGCUUCUAACCUAAUAAUAGGGUUUCCAACUUUCAAUGGACUUUAUACAAUAUAUAUGACAAAUAUGUGGGAGUAUAAAAUGUUCGGUUACACCCGAACUUAGCCCUUCCUUACUUGUUAGUUACGAGUAGUUUAACUUGGCAUUUUUAAGUAUUUUACUAAAGAGUACAAUUAGAACGUUGCCAAUCUAAUUGUAGCAUUUUAUAUAAAAGUUUAAUUGAGGGGAAAAUUGCACAGAAUUUGGAAAACCGUAUAAUUGUAUUAUCUUAAACUAAAAAAACAACCUGAGAAAUAACAAAAAUAACCGGUAAUAGUAAAACAAUCGACAGAAAAGGAAUAAGUUGGUGUUGGUGUAUGCUAUAAAACCCAUUGAAAGUUUCCAAACCCUAACAUUAGGUAUAUGGGAGCUAGUGGAAGUUAUGACCCGAUUUCACUCAUUUUCGGCAUGGAGACAUAUGUGUUAUUAGAAGCAAGAAAUUCUCUCCGAAUUUCUUGAAAAUAUCUAAGAGACUUACUUAUAUUUUCGGUAAAAAGUUUAUUCGAAACUCUGAGGUCCUCAUAUUCGAUAUAUGGGUCUUUGAAUACUUAUGUUCCGAUUUUGGCGAUUUUUAGAAGGGCGAUGGGCGAAGGGCCACACUAUAAAUGUAGUCUUUGUGCAAAGUUCUGUUCCGACAUCUUCACUAGUGCUUACUUUAUAUAUUGUAAAGUAAAUGAUUCAGAUCGACUUCAAAGUUCAUGUAUAUGGGAAGUAGGCAUGAUUGUGAACCGAGUUGGACUAUUUACAUAACAUAUGUAUACCGAAUAAACCGAAUUUCAUUGAUAUUGGUCCUGUAGUUUCGAAUAUAUGGUUUUAGACCCAUAAGUGGGCGGAACCGCACCCAUUUAAAAUUUAGUGUACCAUUUUGAGUACAGCUCUUCUGUAACUUCUUUUUAGUAGUUUUCAACAUAACCUUUGUAUAUGAAGUGGGCGUGGUCCGAUUUCUCCGAUGACUCCUGAAGUUUCGUUUUCGUUUCGCUUUAGUAGUUUACAAGAUAAAAAACUUAGCGGGGUAAGUGUAAAUACGUUAUUUGUGCAUAUUAAAGCAAACUUUUUGGUUCAGAUUAGAAGUCUUCGUCGUCUGGCGUAAGCCCAACACGAAGGGGGAUCCGAAGAGUCUGCGAUGUACAGUGAAGCAUGGUAGAGCUCGUAAUGGUUUGGGGCUGUAUAUCAUCAGAAGAUGUCGGAAACUUGGCUUCUAUAGAACAAACUAUGGAUAUAACUCUUUAUUUAAAUUUAUUGAAACAUAAUUUAUUCCAAAGGGCUUAAAAUUGUGCAUUCAUGGCAGUUUUAUGUUUUGCCAUAACAAUGAUCCGAAGCUCAAAUCGCAAUUAGUGCUAUCGUGUGUAUGUGGAACUGUCUCUAUGUGGUAUAAUCGCCCGCACAAUCACCAGAUCUAAAUGUAAUUGAACAUUUGUGGAGUGUUCUCGAGCAAAAAAUAAGAAAAUAUCACAUAAGCAACAGACAAGACCUAGAAACAGCAUUACAGGUGGAGAGGGAGAAAAUGGGCCUAAUCAUUGAAUCCGCAGUGAAUUCGAUUUCGAUACGAUACAGAUUUUCGAUCGAAAAUGUUCAUGCAAUCAUUGAUUCCGUCGAUACACUGCUUUACCACAAAGUGACAACGUAAAACUGUUUUAUCGACCUUUAUGAUAAAUGUGACAAAUUUGAUAAAUAGUCUGUUCUUUUUGCUUUGUUCAAAAACAUUUAAAACUGAAGUGCUGAACACAAAGACGACUACACGACACGACGUAGCAACGGCUGAUCACAAAUGUCGCUUUGAAGCCAGCGUCUUGAACAUUUUGCAGAUGGCAGCGACAAGUCAAACAGUAAUUUCAUUGCUGCCGUACUGAAACCUUUCACUUCAAUCAAAUGUACAUACUUAGUUUAAAGUGACAUUUUUUGUACAAAAAAUGUAUAAAGGUGUCGAUUUAUUUGUUUUAAAUAAUCGAUUGCUAUUACAAAUGAUAUAUCAAAUCUAUUUUACGGUUCUACUUGCAAAAUAACGCCAUAAUUGUUAGAACUUUAAAUAAUUUUACAUUUCACAUAUUAGUGGCAGCUCUACAGCGACCAUUGUCGUCGGCAAAAUUAGAAACAUUUCUAAUUUGGCGACAACGACAACUACAUGCCUGUUGUCGCGUAGUCGCACAUGCCCUUUAAC
Zeugodacus cucurbitae (melon fly) is the source of this 9853-nucleotide messenger RNA. RefSeq names its product serine protease easter. Gene Ontology annotation, molecular function: serine-type endopeptidase activity. Gene Ontology annotation, biological process: proteolysis. The transcript is spliced from 6 exons. The record is from RefSeq and is a predicted model, not a curated record. Bases 139 to 762 code for a protein of 207 amino acids. NCBI's taxonomy places the organism in Eukaryota, Metazoa, Arthropoda, Insecta, Diptera, Tephritidae.